This is a messenger RNA of Leucoraja erinaceus (little skate), 2226 nucleotides long. Its product is annotated as ORM1-like protein 3. NCBI's taxonomy places the organism in Eukaryota, Metazoa, Chordata, Chondrichthyes, Rajiformes, Rajidae. The record is from RefSeq and is a predicted model, not a curated record. The transcript is spliced from 5 exons. Gene Ontology annotation, biological process: ceramide metabolic process; intracellular sphingolipid homeostasis; negative regulation of ceramide biosynthetic process. Gene Ontology annotation, cellular component: endoplasmic reticulum membrane. The coding region runs from base 263 to 775 and encodes 170 amino acids.
CGGCGGCGGCGGCGGCGCGGACUGACGGACUCGCACUCGGGCGGCCGGAGCGGUGAGGUGAGGCGUGGAGGGCAGCGACAGACAGAGACACACACACACGGAGAGAGAGAGAGAGCUGACGGGCUGGCAGGCAGGAGCCUCGGGGCGCCCGCUGCCGUUUCUUCCACAGCCCGCGAGGCAGCAGCUUGAUGUGGACAGUGUAUGCUGCAGAAUAUUUGGCAGUUAUUGUGCGGUGCUUUAUCAAAGUCGACCAAGGCACUUCAUGCAACUAAAUUACACUUCUGCUCAUCCAGAGGUUACAACAAAGCAAACCAUGAACGUGGGUACAGCUCACAGUGAGGUGAAUCCAAAUACCCGGGUUAUGAACAGCCGGGGGAUCUGGCUGUCAUAUAUCCUAGGCAUUGGGCUACUUCAUAUCAUUCUCUUGAGUAUCCCGUUCUUCAGCGUGCCAGUGGUAUGGACGCUCACCAAUAUUAUUCACAAUAUGGGCAUGUAUAUAUUUCUGCAUACGGUAAAGGGAACGCCUUUUGAAACUCCAGACCAAGGAAAGGCACGGCUGCUGACGCACUGGGAGCAGAUGGAUUAUGGAGUGCAGUUUACAGCCUCACGCAAAUUCCUCACCAUCACGCCCAUUAUCUUGUAUUUCCUAACCAGUUUUUACACAAAAUACGACAAGUUACAUUUUGUUAUAAAUACGAUUUCACUGAUGAGCGUCCUCAUCCCAAAACUCCCUCAACUUCACGGAGUCAGGAUCUUUGGCAUUAACAAGUACUAAACACAGCACGACGGCAAGUGAGAAAGGAAAAGCUACUGUGACAACCGACUGCAGAAAGGACACAUCAUGCUGCUCAGACAUUAUACCCUGCACCCUUCAGACUCUUAGCAUGGACAUUUUAUUAUAAUUGGUAUAUUUGUGAGUGAAGCAGCUCAAUGUGGUUGCUGAGGUAUCUCAUUAAAUAUUUGCAGUGCUUCGAAUAGAAAGCCUGCUUUUUUUGUUUACUGCUUAUAGAUCCCAUUUUCUCGGACAAUAUUUUUGAUUCUUUGGCUGCCAUAUUGUUAUGGAGCUUUUGAUAUUGUAGACAUUUAGUUGAUAUUGGGUGCUAAUUUCACUGUCUAUUGACCAAGCUGUAAUCAGAGUAUAACUUGUAGAUAUUGUAAUGGAAGUAGACUUAUGAAGGUACACAGUUUGAAUGAUAUUUGCAGGAAAUGUGUUUUGCAAGUUACAAUGGAAACAAUUGGUACAAAAAUUGUAAUAUCAGAGCAUUUGAUGCCGCACCAUGGUAGGAUUAGGGGUCCUUUUCUUUGCUGAGGUACUUGGAAAAAUGGUCUAGAUGGCAUAGAAGCCCCUCAAGAAACAGUGCUGGUCUUACUGUGCGUUUUAAUUGCUUUUUUUUUUGCAGAUUAUUAUUUAUUUUUUGUUCUUGAUCUCAAGUGUUCAGUGUUGUAGAAUGUGAAACACUAGUAAAAGGGUGAGAUUUGAAACACAGCUCAUGAAUGUUUGAUUUUUAAAAAGUUGGAUUCCGGAUACAUUUUCUAAAAUAUACAAAGUGUUAUGUAAUACAGAGCCCAUGCGUUAAUCGAGAACAAGUGAGGCUGCAUAAUUAAAAUUAUCUAAGAAGUAGGGAAUCUCAGAAUGUGAUUUUUUUUUUUUUUUUUUUUAAACGUAUAAAAACAAAUCAGGAUGUUAAUUGUUGGAAUACUGUAAAACAAUCAUGCAAGUUUCCUGUAAAUUUGCCUUUUUAAAAACACAAGUCUCUGGUUGUCUUACCUAUUCUGUCAUUCCUUCAGAAUAUAUUGUAAUUUGACUGAUUGAAAAAAAUGCGGCACGAUGCUCUUAAUUGUUUUAAUUUUUACUAGAUGGUAGUGAUGUACCUGACUUUUAUAAUCUUGUAAUAUACUUGCUGCAAACUUGAAGUGCAGGCUCGUUCAUACAUACAGUUUGCCCUCCUUGCUGCCUGUUAGGACUACUAAAAUCAAUAGCACUGUGAAUCAUGAUUUUAAGCAAUAAUAUAUGGAAGAAUACAAAGAGAAUACAAAGCAAGGGAUCAAAGAUAAGCAUGAACAGGAGAUUCCUUGUAAGGGAUUGUAUAUAGAUUGCUGAACCUUUAUCUUUAAUAAUGGUAGUUUUAAACCAGUCCUUGCUAAAGAGCCAUCAAUUGUAAAAAAAAAAAACUCCAAGCAAAAUUCCUAAUUCCCGAAAUUGUAGAGUUGUUUGAUUUCGUGCAA